Messenger RNA from Hypanus sabinus (Atlantic stingray), 4701 nucleotides. Its product is annotated as CMP-N-acetylneuraminate-beta-galactosamide-alpha-2,3-sialyltransferase 1-like. The coding region runs from base 1095 to 2069 and encodes 324 amino acids. The record is from RefSeq and is a predicted model, not a curated record. The transcript is spliced from 7 exons. Lineage: Eukaryota; Metazoa; Chordata; Chondrichthyes; Myliobatiformes; Dasyatidae. Gene Ontology annotation, molecular function: beta-galactoside (CMP) alpha-2,3-sialyltransferase activity.
GCAUAGAAGGCACCGUUUCCACCUGAACUGGAGGGGGACUAAUAUCCUAGCAGGAAGAUUUUCUAGUGCUGCACAGGGAGUGGGGGUUUAAACUAGAGUUGUGGAGAGAUCCGAACCAGAACGACGGAACAGAUAGUGGAGUGUUGUGGAGAAAGAUGUCGUUAAGCCUACCUACAAAGUCAGGAAUCAAAAGGUUGAGAAUGGUGGGACUAAUAUUCUGAGCCGUGAACAUUUCAAUGCAAGGGGUAUUGUAGGAAUGGUUGCUGAUCUUUAGGGCAUGGUUCAGCAUGUGGAAUUGUGAAUCAUAGUCAUUAGUGAGACUUGGUUGCAGGAGGGGCAGGACUGACAGCUCAGUGUUUCAGAGUUCAGUUGUUGUAGAUGACGACAAAGUUAGAGGAAUUAAAGGGGGAGGAGUGGAAUUACUAGUCAGGGAACACAUCACAUCAGUGUUCAGACAGGACAGACUGGAGAGCUCAUCAAGUGAGGCUUUAUAGGUAGAGCUGAUGAAGAAGCAAAGGUUAAUGGGAUUAUGUUUUCGACUACCCAACAGUUUCUGGGAUUUAGAGGGAACAUUUGCAGAGAGGCAGCAGACUAUUGCAAGAAACAUAAGGUUGUGAUAGUAGGUGGUCUAUUCUUCCAUUUUGAAGAAAUUUCCCAGUUACAGAGAUAUAAAAUAAAUUUGAGGAGAAAGGCAACCUCAUUUCUAGACUCCAAACCAUCAGUGUAUAAAAACAUCAUCUGACUCAAUAUAAUCGCUGCUCCCCAUGCAGUGGUUGUCUAUAUUGUAUUGUUGAUCAAUCUGCCUGCCUACUGAAAAACAUUAAAAGGUGACUCGAUGUCACAGAGACUUUCAAAAGUACUGGCUUGAUUUGGAAGAAAACAAUGGCCGAUUCAUCACAAUCUUUCUGAAAACUUCAAUUAUUCUAUCACGUAGAGUCUGUUUCAUCGAAGUACUCCAGAACAGAGCUGGGGUUACUGCAUCCCCCUGUGAGUCAUACUGUUUGUUCAGUGCACAUUUGCCAUUAUUCACUGAUUCCCUGACGAGGAUCCAUUCCUUGUUCCUGAUUUUGCACUGCUAUCAAGCACAUUUCAGCAUGUUGGCCACGGUGAAGCCUGGGUAUUUCUUCUAUCUCUUGUCUUUUGCAUUGCUGGUGAUUACUGCAUUUAUCACUAUCACGAACAAGACGUACCUUUUACAACACCAGUUCAUGACACCGAAACAAUGCAGCUGCAAACGCUGUGUCUCUGAAUUAGGUGUGUCGGAAUGGUUUGACAAGCGCUAUGUUUCCAACAUGAUGCCCUUCCUGACCAAAAGUAACAAAACUAUUCCCUUGGUGGCUUAUAAUUGGUGGAAGAGGCUUCAAGGUGGCGCCAAUCAACCCAAUAUCAGCACUGUAUUAGAGGAACUAUUUGAGGUGUUUCCAGGAGACAGCCUGCUCAUGGACGCCGGACCAAAAAGGUGCAGGACAUGUGCUGUGGUAGGGAAUUCUGGGAAUUUGAUAGGAUCCAAAUAUGGACCAUCGAUUGACUCUCACAAUCUUGUGAUGCGGAUGAACCAUGCAAAGACCGUUGGCUACGAGGCGGAUGUGGGUAGUAAAACCUCACAUCAAUUCAUGUAUCCUGAAAGUGCACAAAACCUAGCAGAAAAUGUUUCUUUGGUCCUGAUACCAUUUAAAAUAUUGGACUUACGGUGGCUAAUAAGUGCCUUUACCACGGGGAGGAUCACCCGAACGUAUACUCGAGUGUUGAAUAAAAUCAAGGCAGAUAGAGAUAAGGUAUUAGUUGUGAACCCACAUUUUUUUAAGUACAUUCAUAACAACUGGACUGAGAAUCACGGGAGGUACUCAUCAACAGGAAUGAUAACCCUAAUUUUUGCACUUCAUGUCUGUGAUGAGGUGGAUGUUUAUGGAUUUGGUGCCAACAAAUUGGGGCACUGGCAUCAUUACUGGGAGAAGAAUCCGGGAGCAGGUGCUUUCCGAAUAACGAAAAUUCAUGAUGGAGAUUUUGAAGCCAAUGUCAUCCAGACACUUGCCAAUAUUAGCAAAAUACAGUUUUUCAAAGGUGCUUAAGCCUGCAAGAAUGUGAUUCAUGUCCAGGCAAAUGCAUAUUGUAACUGUCUGUAUUCAUUGAGGUGAUGGAAAUGGGAACACUAUCUUAAACUCAGGCAAAUAGAAAGAAAAACUAUUCUGUACCAUAAUGUGCUUUAACUUUAAACUUAAAAGGGCAUUCUUACUGUGAGAUUUUGGUGUUCUUCUGAUUUUUAGAUUUCCUCUAUCAUUUUGAUUCUAUCGAUUGUAAUUCUCAAUACCAGCCUAGUAAGAUAAUUUCAUAUUGUGUAGCCAGCAACUCAGUUAGCAUCAUCUCAACUCUUCGCAUUCACCCUGAGCUUUGGUGAAGAAAGAUUGCCAACCUGGCAUGAAUUUUAGUUGCAAGUCUAGAAAGAUUCAAGAUUCAUUGGGGUCCUGCGCAUGGUUAUCUGGUUUUCUGGACAGAAUAAUUGAUUUAAACGUUUCAAAAGGCAGGAGAAAAACUCUCCUCUUGGUUUAGUGCCUUAGCAGCUCAAAAGUUGACUUGGCAACAUGUGCACAAAGGCAUCUGGGACUUCAACAUGAUUCUUACCAUCCAGAUUUGCAGUUGGGUGAGAUUACCCAGAAUCACAUAUUAGCAUCCUGGAAUCAUAUCCUAGGUUGUCCUCAAUUCUAUAACAUUUAGGAGAAUAGUGAAGAUCAGAGAGUAAGUACAAGGAAGUAAAAAACAUGGACACAGUCCUGUCGUGCAACUGCACUAUGUCUAUAUGUUUAUAAAAAGGCUACUUCUUAACUGUGAUUAAGAAUUGUCAGUUAAGCUUUUUCUUCCAUUCUUGCUAUGAAUUACUCAGACAACUUACUUUCAAGACUUUUGAGAUCUUGUGCAUUGAGGUGUUUAUAAGGAAGACUUCCCAUUCUGAUCUCAGCGUGAAGAAGUAUUCCUGUGCUGACUUACGACAGCUGCAAAGGAUACUCUUGAAGUUGUAAAGUGAAGGUUAAAUCAAAAGAAUAUUGUUAUUCUUCAAAACAACUUGCCUUACGUUCCCUAUUAAAGGUUAGCUGAGCAUUUAAGCAAAUGCAUCCUGUGGAAAAGGUAUUACAUCAGAAUUCAACUUCCUCCAUAAAAACUUCUGCCAAUAGUUUGAUUUUCUCCGUUGAAGUAAUAGCACAAAAUAUUUAUGAAGACAAGUCAGGACUUUGAUAGAACUGUAAUGUUCACAGGAGAACAUCCACCACAGAAAGAAUAAAAAUUACUUUAUGGACAGAAACAGGACUUUAAAAAAGAACAAGUGUUAAUGUUUCAUAUGUUAACAGACAAAUGGCCUUAAAAGGGUGGUAGAAGGAACUGAAUUUACUAGUCCAGUGAAGCUAAAUGCAUUUGAGGCAAAGAAAGGAUCUACUGUGCAUCUAAUCACAAACAAGAGAAAAUCUGCAGAUACUGGAAAUCCAAGCAACACACUAGAGGAACUCAGAAGGCCAGGCAGUAUCUAUAGAAAAAAGUACAGUUGAUGUUUCAGGCCAAGACCCUUCAGCAGGACUGGAAAAAAAAUGAGGAGUAGGAUUAAAAGAUGGGGGAGGGGAGAGACAAACACAAGGAACCUCCCUCUGGUGCUCCUCCCCCCUUUUCUUUCUUCCAUGGCCUUCUGUCUCUUCAAUCAGAUUGCUCCUUCUCCAACCCUGGAUCUCUUUCACCAAUCAACCUCCCUGCUCUUUACAUCAUCCCUCUCCCUUCAGCUUUUACCUGUCACCUUAUGUUUGUCUCUUCCUCCACCUUUUACACAUCAAGAGAGUUCAUAUUGAAAUAAGGUCUACUCUCAUAGAAACCUACUCAGAUUCACACAGACCCGUUGGGUCUUCAGAGUUAAUUCCCUGAAUUAACCUUUAAAAGCCUAGAGAUGAAGAAGUCGCUAACUAAACUUAACCAUUUUUCAGUGGAGGGGUAUUGUCACUAAUUUAGAUUCCAGGUAAAUUCUGACUUCACUGGUGAACAAGUAAUUUUCUAUCAAACAUAUUGUUGAGAGCCAACUUGACUUCUGUGGGUCCGUGAAUUAUUCUCAGAAUCAAAGGCUUUUACGGAAUUAUUUUUUAGUUUAAACUUAAUAAUGGAUGGAAUGAAAAGUAGGGUCCAGUUUUUGAAGUUGAGGUGAUAGGGGUGUAAUAAUUCUGAAUUCUCUUGAAUUUUGUAUUCUAUUGUAUAUUGUUUACUAUUUAGGAUUCAAGACACAAACCUAUAUUAGUAAUAUUUUAGCAUUACAAUAAGUUUAAUAUAUAAUCUAUUUAAUUAUCUCUAAUUAUUCAUCGCCCACUUUGGUGUUACUUUUUUGAAUAAUAAUAUGGGAAAUUACUUCAUAAAUUAGUUUAAAAUCAAAGUAAUUAUAUUGUGCAGAGAAGUCCAUUUGUAAAUGAAUCAUAUAGAACAGGGCUGUUCCAGCCCUUGUCCAAUUUUGAAAUGAUGAUAAUAUCAUUCAUGUGAAACGUGAUAAUACUGCCCUGUCAGGUGUCUGGUUUUGAUUAAUGUCCAGAAAGACUUCAUUGCAAGCUGUUGAAUUGAGAAUCAGUUAUAUACAACUAGGUAGAAAACAAAGAAUUCUACCAGCUUGUUGUAACUCUAUGACACUACUCUCUGGCUGUAACAAUACAGAAUGAGACCCUGGAAAAUAUUGACUGUGUCUCU